GCUGCGGCCGCGGCCCGCGGAGCCCGGGCGGGGGCGGCAGCCGCAAUGUCUCAGGCCGUGCAGACAAAUGGAACCCAGCCAUUAAGCAAAACGUGGGAGCUCAGUUUAUAUGAACUGCAACGGACACCUCAGGAGGCAAUAACAGAUGGCUUGGAAAUUGUGGUUUCGCCCCGAAGUCUGCACAGUGAGCUCAUGUGCCCGAUCUGCUUGGACAUGCUCAAGAACACCAUGACCACCAAGGAGUGCCUGCAUCGCUUCUGCGCCGACUGUAUCAUCACAGCCCUCAGGAGCGGCAACAAAGAAUGCCCUACCUGUCGGAAAAAGCUAGUUUCCAAAAGGUCCCUGAGGCCGGACCCCAACUUCGAUGCGCUCAUCAGCAAGAUCUACCCGAGUCGGGACGAGUACGAAGCUCACCAGGAGCGCGUGCUGGCCAGGAUCAACAAGCACAACAACCAGCAGGCACUGAGCCACAGCAUCGAGGAGGGACUCAAGAUCCAGGCCAUGAACAGACUACAGCGAGGCAAGAAGCAGCAGAUCGAAAACGGUAGUGGGGCAGAAGAUAACGGAGACAGUUCACACUGUAGCAACGCCUCGACCCACAGCAAUCAGGAGGCUGGCCCUAGCAACAAACGGACCAAAACGUCGGAUGAUUCAGGGCUUGAGCUUGACAAUAACAACGCCUCGGUGGCUAUCGACCCCGUGAUGGACGGGGCCAGUGAAAUUGAACUAGUAUUCAGGCCUCACCCCACGCUGAUGGAAAAAGACGACAGUGCACAGACAAGAUACAUAAAAACUUCAGGCAAUGCCACCGUGGAUCACCUGUCCAAGUACCUGGCCGUAAGGUUAGCUUUAGAGGAACUGCGGAGCAAGGGAGAGUCCAAUCAGAUGAACCUGGACACAGCCAGCGAGAAGCAGUACACCAUUUACAUCGCCACAGCCAGUGGCCAGUUCACCGUUUUAAACGGGUCCUUCUCUUUGGAGUUGGUCAGUGAGAAGUACUGGAAAGUGAACAAGCCCAUGGAGCUGUACUACGCACCCACGAAGGAGCACAAGUGAGCUUCUCAGAGCAGCUCUGGGACUGACGUCCCCACAGCCCGACUGGGACCUUCAGGCUGUCGGGCUCCGGGGCAGCAGUGGGUACGCCCUCGGGCUCCGGGGCAGUGGGUACGCCCGGUUUUCUCUCUGAGCCAGACUCGUUUACACUAUUCGAAUCUCUCCCCUUAAUUUAAGACUUUGUUUUUGGAAGGGACUACCAUUACUCAGUAUUUUUGCUUUUCUUUUAAAAAUAUACCUAAGUUGUGUGCUUUCACAACGUGUGGUUCCAUUUUGGAGCAACUUUUUUACCCAGGAAGUUUCGUAGUUUUCUGGUUUCUGUAUUCUUAAGAUUCAGCUGACCUCCUUCUUCCGCUGCUCUCAGAAGUUCCUUAGGCCUCUAGAAUGUUAAUAAGUAUUCCUACUUCCCUCUGACGUCUUAUAUAUUUAUAGUUUUCUAUAUAAGCUACAGAAUCUUCAUGAAGACCAAGGCUCAAAUUUACUGUGCUGAAAAACAAUUCUCAUAGGAUUAUUAUUUUCAUGGUAUUUUCUUCCGUAACAUCUCACCUCACACAGACGUCGUGAACUUAGUGUCCCUUGUAAUGCAAUGUUACUUUCCUCCCCCUGUAUUUUGGGAUUCCUGGUCUUGGGGAAGAGAAUCAAAUAAAAUCUUAGGUUCUAUGAGAACUCGGUUCAAUGAUAGACUUCACUGAAGAAAGAAAAAUUAAAUAAUGGUAGAAAUAUGUAGUCUUCAAGUGUUUAUUUAAAAGGUUUCUUUUUCUUUCAAGUAUUCUCUCACUUUUUUUAUUAUGUAUGUUUGAUGUUUUUCCUAUUAAAAUACCAGAGAUAUUUUGCACUUUAGCCUUGAUGAAAAAAGUACAUGAUAUGUUCAAAGCUUCCUGAAUUAUUUUCUGACCAGUAGCCGCAUGAAGUUUCAGUAACAUGGCACAUAAAACUAACCAUUGGGAAGCAUUUUCUCCUCUCGGAGACGCGUGCUUAGUGUUUGGGCCGCCGUUUCAGCGUCCACCCCGGCGCUGCGGAAGCAGGGUCGGCCACACGAGCCUCUGGCCAGCAAGGGCCUGCCUGUCCCCCGGGCCAGCGCACCCAGCUGCAGCUGGGCUGGCGGUGUGUGCCGUGGGGGCAGCUCUGUGCUGUCCUUGCCCCGGAGGGAGCCGACCUGCGCACCGUGUUACCAGCCCCCCGGCCCCUGCGAAGAAUCACCGUCAGGCCUCACAGCCUGGGCCCAGCUUCAGGUUUUCAAUCUUCAGCCCAGAAUGAAAACUUAAAGAUGUACUCAAUUUUUUUUACCAUUUUAUUGAAAAUAUUUAAAAGCUGUUUCUACAGGUUUUUUUGGUAAUGUGUCAUGAAAUUUGAAAACUACCAGAAAUCAAGGGAACUUUUAUAUUCAAUUCUUUUUCUGGUGUAAUGUUAAGUUGUAUAGAUUAUUAAUGCAUGUCCACUGAAUAUAACCUUGGUUUUGUGGUAAAACUGCUUAGAUUUUAUUGGUGGUAAACUAGAAUAGUGAUUGCAUAAAUAACUAGAUUUCCAUUGUGAUUCAAAUUUUGUCUUUAAGCAGAAAGUUACUUGUUAACAUGAGCUUUGUGCUUAGAGGAUGUGUUUUUCUGUCAGUAUGGGCGCGUGCAUCGUUAGUGAAGCCAUCGGAUGUGUAAUCCUUGCAAAUAUAGGAAUUUGAUAGA
Ochotona curzoniae (black-lipped pika) is the source of this 2729-nucleotide messenger RNA. It is a transcript of the gene RNF2, whose product is annotated as ring finger protein 2. The record is from RefSeq and is a predicted model, not a curated record. The transcript has 7 exons. Lineage: Eukaryota; Metazoa; Chordata; Mammalia; Lagomorpha; Ochotonidae. Gene Ontology annotation, cellular component: PcG protein complex; ubiquitin ligase complex. Gene Ontology annotation, molecular function: chromatin binding; ubiquitin protein ligase activity. The coding region runs from base 46 to 1056 and encodes 336 amino acids.